AUGAAACUCUCUUCUUCCCUCAAUCUCCACAACAACUCCUCAAUGGCAUUCUCUUCCGCACUCCGUCUCCUCACACUCUCUCCUUUCACUCCCGCCACACGCCUCUCAUUUCUCCGCCGCACUACGCCGGAUAUCCGAUUCCUCUCUGCCUCUUCCCGACGUCGUCCCUCCACGUCUAUCAAGGCUGCUUCUAGUGGUGUUGGACGCCGUGACGAACCGGGGCAAGACGGAAAUGGAAGUUUGGCGGUGGUGGAUAGUAACGGUAGUGAUGUUGUUAAGAAGAGCGAGGGGAGGAUUGUGUUGACUGAACUUCAUAAAGAGGCAACGGAAGCUUACAUGGCGUAUGCUAUGUCGGUUUUGCUUGGUCGUGCUUUGCCUGAUGUUCGUGAUGGGUUGAAGCCUGUUCAUAGAAGGAUUCUAUUUGCAAUGCACGAGCUCGGCCUUUCGUCCAAAAAACCAUUCAAGAAAUGUGCAAGAGUUGUUGGAGAGGUAUUGGGAAAAUUCCACCCUCAUGGUGACUCUGCUGUAUAUGAUUCCAUGGUUCGGAUGGCCCAGGAUUUUUCAUUACGAAGUCCUUUGGUUAAUGGUCAUGGAAAUUUUGGGUCAAUUGAUGCUGACCCUCCUGCCGCCAUGCGUUACACAGAGUGCAGAUUGGAAGAAUUGGCUGAAGCAAUGUUGUUGGCAGAUCUUGAUCAAGAUACAGUUAAUUUCGUUCCAAAUUUUGAUAACUCACAGAAAGAGCCGUCAGUCCUACCAGCUCGUCUUCCAACCUUAUUGUUGAACGGUUCUUCUGGGAUUGCGGUUGGCAUGGCGACUAAUAUCCCUCCUCAUAAUCUCGGGGAAGUAGUAGAUGUGCUCUGUGCUAUAAUACAUAAUCCAGAAGCUACUCUGCAAGAAUUACUUGAAUACAUGCCGGGACCCGACUUUCCCACAGGAGGACUGAUUAUGGGAAACCUUGGGAUCUUAGAAGCCUACCGUACUGGUCGUGGACGCGUUGUUGUCAGAGGAAAAACUGAUGUUGAAUUGCUUGAUUCUAAGUCGAAACGGAGUGCCAUAAUAAUUAAGGAGAUUCCUUACCAGACAAACAAAUCAGCUUUGGUUGAGAAGAUUGCCGAUCUUGUGGAAAACAAGAGUUUAGAUGGGAUAAGUGAUAUCAGGGAUGAGAGUGAUCGCUCUGGAAUGCGUGUAGUCAUUGAGCUGAAGCGGGGGUCAGAUCCAUUGAUUGUUUUGAAUAAUCUUUAUCGCUUAACUUCUCUGCAGUCUGCAUUUAGUUGCAACAUGGUGGGCAUUCUUAACGGACAACCUAAACAAAUGGGAUUGAAAGAAAUAUUACAGGCAUUCUUAGACUUCAGAUGCUCUGUUGUUGAAAGACGUGCAAGAUUUCAGUUAUCAAAAGCACAACAGAGAAGACAUAUUGUUGAGGGUAUUCUUGUUGGGUUCAAUAAUCUGGAUGCGGUGAUUCACAUAAUACGUGAAGCUUCAAGUAACUCAAUUGCUGCAGCCGGGCUACGAAAUGAGUUCAAUCUCUCUGAGAAACAAGCUGAAGCUCUUUUGGACAUGAGCCUAAGAAGACUAACCCUUCGUGAGAGUGACAACUUUGUGGCUGAAAAUAAGUCUUUGACCGAACAAAUUUCCAAGUUAGAGGAACUGUUGUCCACCAGGAAAAAUAUUCUGGAGCUUAUAGAACAAGAAGCAAUUGAUCUGAAAAACAAGUUUGCUAGUCCGAGGCGUUCAAUUUUGGAGGACACAGAUGAUGGUCAGCUUGAGGAUAUUGAUGUUAUUCCAAAUGAAGAAAUGCUAUUGACACUUAGCGGAAAAGGUUAUUUGAAGCGUAUGAAGCCAAAUACUUUUAACCUACAACAUCGUGGAACAAUUGGCAAAUCAGUAGGCAAACUAAAAAUGAACGAUUCAAUGUCUGAUUUCAUCGUUUGUCGCGCACAUGAUUAUGUCCUUUAUUUCAGUGAUAGGGGAACGGUAUACUCAGCUCGUGCCUACAAAAUUCCAGAGUGUAGCCGGACUGCUUCUGGCACACCACUUGUUCAAAUCUUAUCUUUAUCCGAUGGCGAAAAAAUAACAUCCAUAAUUCCUGUGAGUGAGUUCACCGAAGACCAGUUUUUGCUGAUGCUUACAGUGCAAGGGUAUGUCAAAAGAGUACCCUUGAAUUCAUUUUCAUCAAUCAGAUCAACUGGAAUCAUUGCAACUCAAUUGGUUCCCGGUGACGAGCUGAAAUGGGUCCGUUGCUGCACAAAUGAUGACUUUGUGGCUAUGGCUUCACACAAUGGACUGGUCAUAUUGAGUCUAUGUAGUAAGAUUCGCACGCAAGGGAGAAAUACGAGGGGUGCACAGGCAAUGAGGCUCAAAAAAGGGGAUAAGAUGGCAAGUGUGGACAUCAUACCAGCAGCCAUGUGGAACAACCUGGAAACCACAUCAAAACUUCCUGGGAGCAAUGGAAAGAGUCACGAUGGCCCAUGGCUGUUGUUUAUUUCCGAGAGUGGUUAUGGAAAGCGGGUUCCUUUAAGCCGUUUUCGAAUGUCAUCUUUGAAUCGAGUUGGUCUGAUUGGAUACAAGUUUUCUGAUGAGGACUGUCUGGCCGCUGUAUUUGUAGUAGGAUUCGCAUUAGCAGAGGAUGGUGAAAGUGAUGAACAAGUGGUUCUUGUUAGCCAAAGUGGUACAGUCAACAGGAUUAAAGUUCGGGAUAUUUCGAUUCAAUCUCGAUUUGCAAGGGGAGUUAUUUUGAUGAGACUUGAUCAUGCUGGAAAGAUUCAGUCUGCUUCCUUAAUCUCAGCAACAGAAUACGAGCCUGAAGAAGUUCUUGAUAUUGCUCAAGUCUAG
This is a messenger RNA of Lathyrus sativus (Indian pea), 2832 nucleotides long. The record is from the annotation of a GenBank genome assembly. Lineage: Eukaryota; Viridiplantae; Streptophyta; Magnoliopsida; Fabales; Fabaceae.